This is a messenger RNA of Mesorhabditis spiculigera, 516 nucleotides long. Lineage: Eukaryota; Metazoa; Nematoda; Chromadorea; Rhabditida; Rhabditidae. The record is from the annotation of a GenBank genome assembly.
AUGUUGUGCCAAAAAUUCUCGCUAAAGCAUUGGCUCCGGAAUACGUCGAAAAUCGAAGCGAUAUACUAUGGAUUCGCGGGGCUUCAUAUUGGCGGAACUGUAUUUACGGUUACUUUUGCGAAUCUGGGCUUCUACAUCAUCUACAAGGAUUCUGAGGACCCGACUUCAGAGGAACAUCUCCCUCUCGGCGCCUUAUUGGCCCUAAUUCUUCUGAAUGUUGCAUGGCUUAUUCUGACGAUCGUCUCUUUUGUCAUUACGGUAAUUGGGAUGCGAAAGAGGAUAUUGUUGCUCGCCCAUGGUUACCCUGCAUUUAUCGGAAUAGACAUUCGAAUCUAUGCAAACGACCUGACCGAUGGGUUGCUAUCCGAAGCUUGGUAUCAAGUGGGUUUAGCGUGCUAUUUCUUGCCGUUGAUCGUGUUGUUGGAGUGGCUAUCGGUGAAAUGUUGGCGGGAUACGGUAGAAAGGGCCACGAGAAGACAACGGCUGCAAUACAGUAUCGCAAUGCUUUCCAUGGCG